Molecule: messenger RNA, 1905 nt
Organism: Symbiodinium sp. CCMP2592
Lineage: Eukaryota; Dinophyceae; Suessiales; Symbiodiniaceae
Source: the annotation of a GenBank genome assembly
AUGCUCAACGCCUGCUGCGUCGCAAGGGCGCCAGACCUUUUAAGGAGCUAUGAUGCGAGCCUUCACGACUUGGAGGACUUUGCUGAGGAGCGAUUCCCUAUGUAUGUGGUGCCCGUGGAGACCGCAUUGCUUAUGCAGGAGUUGAUGCCGCACGAGGCGCUCUUGAAAGAUGGGACGCUGCUGGAGUUUGACGACAACCGGGGGAAUGCCAUGUUUGUGUCGCAUCAGUGGGCUGGUGAGCACCAUCCAGACCCCGGGAUGGCUCAGUUUAAGGAGCUGCAGGUGUCCUUGAAGAACGUGAUGGCUGGUACCGGGAUGAUCUCAGGUACUGCCUUCGAGCUCUAUGCCGGUCAACAAAGCGUGAUUUCCUCGGAGGAUCUCUUCGUUCGCCCUCUCUUCAUUUGGUACGACUUCUUCUCUUGUCCACAGUGGUCCGACAGCCAUCGGGCACUGGCUAUCGGCUCGAUCCCUGCUUACGUCGAACGCUGCCGGUUUUUCGUGGCUCUUUGCCCCCUUAUUUGGCAUUCCACUUCAGGGAAGCCCCUCACCACAAAGUCAUGGACAGAUCGAGGUUGGUGCAGACUUGAAAGAGCCGCACGACGGCUCAGCAACACAGAAGAUACGAGGGUCAUCGAAAUACGAAGUGCGCAUCAGCUGGCUGUCGCCCCUGUUUUCAACUGGGUCUUUCACCCCGUUGGAGAAGGUGAGUUCACUCUGGAAGAAGACAGGCGUCAGCUUGCACCGGUGCUUCGAAGCAUGGUAAGAAAGAAGCUUCAUUUCCACCUGGUGCGGGGCAACUGGCAUGACUACCGCCUCAUGCUGAACCUACAGCGGGUGCAGUACCGAAAUCUCCCCAUCAAUCCGAUCGAAGAUAUGAUCCCGGGCUUCGAUUCCGAUCUUCAGGAUCCGGCUGCCUACGCAGCAGCGAGUUUCCUGCACCAAAACGGCUUCCGCUCCGUAGAUCAGCGGAGCCCAGAAGGUUGGACUCCUAUCUGCUACGCGGCCGUGGAUGGUAAUCCUCUAUUGCUCUCGGAACUUCUGGAGAUGCGAGCGGACGUCAACGAUCAGGUAUGGGAGACUGAAGCUCUGUUCCACUUCGCACCGAAGACACCCCUCCUGCAUAUCUGUGCGGCGCUGUCGCACCACGAGGCCUUGGAUGUCUUGAUCGCAGCGGGGGCGGAGGUUGGAGCGGUGGACGGCUAUGGCGCGACAGCGCUGAUGUGGGCUGCGGCGGUGAACAAUCUGCAGGGCAUCGAGGUCCUCAGCGAUGCCGGUGCUGAGUUGACUGCCGUGAACAUGCUGGGAUACUCGCCGUUUCUGGCGGCCAGCGCCAGCGGUUAUAUCCCAGCGAUGAAGAAGUUGAUGCCCACCACAACGCAGCAAGAGAUCGACCUAGCGCUCCAUGUGGCUAUCCUCCAUGGUGGCGGAUCUUCAGAAGUCAUCCUCGAACUGGUUCAAGCCGAAGCCGACAUCAAUUGUCAGCUUUCAACACCUCUGCUGAGCCCUCUUGGCGUACUCUUCGCCUGCCUCAGCAUGCGCCACCGAUGGAAGCAAUCCGCUCUGAGCUACUAUGCCUACCACCACUACGGCGCCACACCUCUGAUGUGCAGUGUAAUUACUAGCUCUUUCGACGCCGUAGCGGUGCUCCUGGCUGCCGGAGCGCGCGUUGAUGUCCAGAACACACGUGGGUGCACCCUGGCUGGUUGGCUUGAAGGUCGGGGUGUCAGAAAUUAUGGGACCCCACCUGAGAGACUUCAUAGACGGAUCCUGAUUAUAUGGGGGCCCCUAGUUAUUACGAACCUCCAAGCUCAACAUGCAAAGCAAGGUCGCAUGUUCGGGGCUGUCCCGAGGAUAAAAAGCAGGCCAGGUUUAGAGUUUAAGAACCGUAGGGUUUUUAGGGUCUAG